AUGUCUCUCAGCAAAGUUAAACACAUUGUAUUGGUCCUAUCUGGCAAAGGUGGCGUAGGAAAGUCCUCAAUCACAACACAACUCGCUCUCUCCCUCUCGCUCGCAGGUCAUUCUGUUGGCAUCCUCGAUAUUGACCUUACUGGACCCUCAAUUCCCCGUCUCUUCGGCAUCGAGUCCGCCAAAGUUACACAAGCACCGGGAGGAUGGAUACCUGUUCCCGUUCACCCCGCCAACCCCGCAGCAGGUAUAGGCUCACUCUCUUGUAUGAGUUUGGGCUUCUUGCUUCGAGAGAGAGGAGACGCAGUAGUAUGGCGAGGACCUAAGAAAACUGCCAUGGUACGGCAAUUCUUGUCAGACGUGCUCUGGGGAGAAAUCGACUAUCUUCUGAUUGAUACCCCUCCUGGAACAUCAGACGAACACAUCUCGCUGGCGGAAACACUGAUGAAAAACGCACUUCCGGGGCAAGUUGCAGGGGCAGUAGUUGUAACAACACCCCAAGCUGUGGCGACGGCGGACGUCAAGAAGGAAUUAAACUUCUGCACAAAAACCGGAAUUAAUGUCAUCGGGGUUGUGGAGAACAUGAGUGGAUUUGUAUGUCCGAAUUGCUCAGAAUGCACAAACGUCUUCAGCGCUGGAGGAGGGAAAGUUAUGGCGCAAGAGUUCGGAGUCAGAUUCCUGGCAAGCGUGCCUAUCGAUCCUCAAUUUGUCAUGUUGGUUGAGACUGGACGGACACCGUUGUAUCCUGUGGGAACUGAGGUCAACGGCCAGAAUAUCGGCACCAGCAAGAAGGGACAAGACACAUCAUAUGUUAAGGAGCCUGGAAUAUUAAUUGAGAAGUAUAAGAUCUGCUCGUUAUAUUCGAUUUUUGAGCAAGUCACAAAAGAUGUGACAGCAGCUGUGGAACAGAGGGCAAUGGAAAGAACUUCUGCUUGA
Messenger RNA from Cadophora gregata, 933 nucleotides. RefSeq names its product cytosolic Fe-S cluster assembly factor cfd1. Gene Ontology annotation, molecular function: ATP-dependent FeS chaperone activity; 4 iron, 4 sulfur cluster binding; ATP binding. Gene Ontology annotation, cellular component: cytosol. The record is from RefSeq and is a predicted model, not a curated record. The transcript is spliced from 2 exons. The coding region runs from base 1 to 933 and encodes 310 amino acids. NCBI's taxonomy places the organism in Eukaryota, Fungi, Ascomycota, Leotiomycetes, Helotiales, Ploettnerulaceae. Gene Ontology annotation, biological process: iron-sulfur cluster assembly.